AUCGUAUUUUAGUUAAUGUUGUGCUCUUCUACUUGUCAUUUUUUGCUUAUCUUUAUUUCCAUUUUAUUAGCUGCAAGAAAAUCAAUGUCGUUUGAUUUAAUAUAACACUGAAGGUUGGUUUAAUACAUCAUAAAAGUGGGAAGUUGAUUUACCAUAGCAUUGGUAUAAAUUAGCCAAAAAGUUGUCAGACACCAGCUUUUCCUGGUUAAUCAAGGGUACAUAAGUUGAUUUAACCUAUAAAUUUGAGUAAGCUCUCCAGGUUAUGUUCAUUAUCACGCUUCAAGGAAAACUUGUGACGAUUCAAUUAUUCAAGAAAGGAUCUUGGUUGCUGUUAAGUGUCAAUAUUUAUCUUUCUCUCUUAAUGGUUCCUCCAUGCUAAGCAAGAUGGAUUUGAGGGAUUAUAGAUAACGUUCACUUUGAACACUUUCAAUCAUCAAUAUGUCGUACCUUGGAUUCCGGCAGGCUUUCACAAGUGUUCCAACGGGUGCCCUGACUUACAGUUUCAUCCAAACAUUAGAGCAAGAGACUUUACUCAUGAGAAUGCAGUAUAAGAUUCACGAAGCACAGACUUAGCUCUUCCCGAAAAAAGUAAAAAGGGCAAGGAAAAGUUGCUUCUAGAAGCAGUUCUUUCAGGAAUGCCUUUUCUGCCAUUCUUUGUUUGUUUUCAUCCUUAUUUUUUCCAGGAACACUAUAAUAUAAGUCUUAUGGAAAAAUUAACACUCUACUCUCCUUGGACCCAUUUAAUGCGAUCAAACUGUCGUAAGCGCAUGAUACGAGUUAAAAUACCUUGGGCACCAAGUCUGUAUUUAAGUGAGUCAAUAUAUAUAUAUAUAUAUAUAUAUAUAUAUAUAUAUAUAUAUAUAGAACCAGUCAAUUAAAUGGUGUAUGUGUUUUCAUCAACAUUGUGUCGAGUCUUUGCCAUUACCAUAUCAGUUUGUAGUACUAUUUUGCACAAUCUGUUUUUGGUAGUCUUAUAACCAAUAUACGUGCCAAAAGUCUUUCUUUAUUAUACUUUGUCGUCAGUCAAACACCAUCAUAUAAAAUGAAACAAAAGGAUAUUGUUUUUCGAACAUGAAAUUAAGCCCUUUUUAAUCAGCAUCCAACUAAAUUUAAGAAAUGCAACUUUUAGGAGUUACAACGUAUGAUGGCCUCGAAAGCUACCUCUAGCAGAGGUGUUACAGAUUCCUUAUAUGACGAUGACUCAAGCAGCACGUCCGGUAAAAAUGCUUUUGGAUCAUUCUCUUAUAAUGGAAAUUUCUCUUCAAGCCCUCAACAUUUUUAUGUGAAAGAAAAACCUGUUUAUACAACACAACUUUCAGAUGUCGAAACCAUGAAAGAAAGAUUUGCAAAGUUGUUGCUCGAGGACGAUGUGACCGGAGGAAGCGAGGGGGUUUCCACUGCAUUAGCAUUGUCCAACGCCAUUACAUAUCUUGCAGUUUAUGUGGCAGUUGUUUGGAUUAAGGCCGCCGUAAGUGUUAUGUAGAGGCUGCCAUACGUUACUUAUGGAUCAACGUGGGUCGACCAGUGUGAAAUGCUCCUGCUGUUAUACGGUGAACCUUGUCCCAGGUACAGUUUCUUGAUGCAUCCACGUGGGCCGACCAGUGUGAAUUGCGACUGGGAAAAUUAUUGGCUUGCAAUUACUUGUCCUUUA
Molecule: messenger RNA, 1651 nt
Organism: Capsicum annuum
Lineage: Eukaryota; Viridiplantae; Streptophyta; Magnoliopsida; Solanales; Solanaceae
Product: rop guanine nucleotide exchange factor 1-like
Exons: 2
Coding region: 1142-1483 (113 amino acids)
Molecular function (GO): guanyl-nucleotide exchange factor activity
Source: RefSeq, a predicted model, not a curated record